AGUGUGUGUAUGAGGAGAGAGGAGAGCGAGAGACGUAGCAGGCAGUGCAAUGGGAUAGAGGAGAGCGAGGAGGCGGAGGAGCAGAGUGAACGAGAGCUGCUGGAUCUGCCUUGCCUUUGCCUGCGUGCCUGCCUGUCGUCUGCCUGAAGCUGGGUUUACCACCGCGCCACGCCGCACUGACACAGAGCAGACCUGCGGCCCAUCCUCACCAGCCACACACGCUCAGCAACACCGAUUGCUCCACCAGCCGAGCAAACCAGAGAUCAAGCUCACUGGCAGCACUAAAGCGGCCUGACGCCACAAUUUAAGCACCAGCUGCUACCAAACCACAUCUCCUUCCACCUCAUCCUUUCCUCACCAACGCCACCACCUCGCGUCUCCUCUCGCUCCUCCCUAUGCCCUUGUCCUCGGCGGCUCCUCUCACCUCCCUGGCCAGUAUAUGGAUAGAAGCUCCCUGUUUCAGCUCAUACAAGAGCAGGGACGUGGAGGAUGUGGUGAGAGAUGAUGGCAGGAACUGUUUGCCGUAGCUGAAUGAGAUGGAGUUGGACCCAGAGAACACCGGUUUCAUCCCAGUGGAGAACUUCACCAGCUUGGUGGAACACCAUGAGCUGCAGCUGGACCCAUCCAAACUGGACAUGCUGUUAGCACUGGUCCACAGCAAUGAGGAAGGACAAGUGUGCUACCAGGAACUCAUCGAGCUGAUGAGCAGCAAACGCUCAAGCAGUUUCCGACGGGCCAUCGCCAACGGCCGUCGCACCCUGCAGAGGGAAAUCUUGCUGGACGAGACGGGCCUUGGGCUGUACAAACGCUUUGUCCGUUAUGUGGCCUAUGAGAUCCUGCCUUGUGAGACGGACCGGCGCUGGUACUUCCACCAAAACCGCCUUUGUCCUCCGCCCGUCUUCAUCGCCGUUGUCACGAUCGUCCAGAUAAUCGUGUUCAUGUGCUAUGGCAUCAUGCUUAACAAGUGGGUUCUGCAGACCUAUCAGCCGGACUUCAUGAAGAGCCCGCUGGUCUACCAUCCCGGUCACCGUGCACAAGUGUGGCGCUUCUUCAGCUACAUGUUUAUGCAUGUUGGUUUAGAGCAGCUGGGAUUUAAUGCUUUGCUGCAGCUGAUGAUCGGCGUUCCUCUUGAAAUGGUCCAUGGCAUCUUACGAAUAAGUUUACUUUACAUGGCAGGAGUCCUGGCUGGCUCGCUGACGGUGUCCAUCACAGACAUGCGUGCUCCAGUGGUGGGGGGCUCCGGGGGGGUCUACGCUCUGUGCUCGGCGCAUCUGGCCAACGUUGUCAUGAACUGGGCUGGGAUGCGCUGUCCAUACAAGCUGCUCCGCAUGAUCCUGGCGCUGGUUUGCAUGAGUUCAGAGGUAGGCCGUGCAGUCUGGCUCCGUUUCUCGCCGCCGCUGCCCUCCUCGGGCCCCCAGCCUAGCUUCAUGGCUCACCUGUCGGGGGCUGUGGUCGGCAUCAGCAUGGGUCUGCUCAUCCUGCGCAGCUACGAGGAGAGCCUGCAGAAGCAGUGCUCCUGGUGGGUCAUCGUCUUCUCCUUCAUCACCUUCCUGCUCUUCGCCAUCUUCUGGAACAUCUUCGCCUAUGAGCUCCUCGGGGUACAGAUACCUCCUCCCCCAUGAUGAUGGGCCCCCUCCCUGCUGCUUUCCCUUUUACUCUUGAUUUCCUCCAAGGUUAUACCCAAAUGAGAUGAUUCAAACUAAAAAUCCAACAAGAAUCCUUUUUUACAGAUACUUUGCAAAUCAAAGAAAUAUUUCUCUUUCAUUAAAGAGGGAUUACAGUAGCAACAAGUACAGGUGAAAGCACCUCAGAUCCAUUUUGAGGAGCAUUCUGUCUUUUUUAUAUUAAUAUAUACAGAACCUCAUCCACAUCAACCUAUCAUUUGUUUUUCUUUUAUUUAAUUUAUGCAAAGACCUCAAAUAAGAAGAUACUCAAGUCAUCAUAUGUGCCUCAGGUGGGAAAAAAAAAUCUUAUUCUGCACAAUUGGCAGCUGCAGUGCUCCUUAAAAUUAUAGGAGUCACAUUUUACUUUAAGACUGCUGAGCUGGAAACUGCAGGAGAAAAUUUCUGGACAAGCGGGUUUGUUUCUGAAGGCCACAUUAAAGCUAAACCCAACAGCACCGUUGAUGUAUAGCAGCUGGUUGGUUGUCCCUGCUGUAGCUGUGUGGGGUCAAUAUGGCUUUGUCAAAGUUGCUGGCACACCAAACUGAAAAAAAAAGAGUUAGCAGUUAUAAGUUUUAAUUUUCAACUGUUAGUUUAUUUAAAACCUAAAGUUUGGAGAUGCACCAAUCAAUUGACUGCACAUUGAAAUUGGGACAAUUUUUCCUUGAUUGGUUCUGAUUGGUCAGAGCAAUUUUUCUCAUCAGACAAAGGUUUUAUAAUUCUUUCAUUUGCUACUACCUCUAUCAAACAAAACUGCGGCACACUAAAUUCCUCAUUUACAGGUUAUAUUUCAUAUAAAUUAAAAAUCAUAAUUAGUCAGAUUUCUAAUCAGGAGGUCCGACCUCAAAGAAAACUGGAAAUCGGUAGCAUCAGACGCAUCUCCACUAAAGAUCAAAACACAUCCCUUAUUUCACUUUAUCAGUUCAUCUAGACAACAUAUUUCUUCAUUUUCUUCUUUGUCAUGACACCUACACUGUGGAUACAGAAAAUAGUUCACUCACUCACACACACACACACACACAUAUACACCUGACGUAAAGAGACAAAGUUAGAAAGGUGACUGUGAGACAGGAGAGAAGAGGCAGUCCAUCAAAUCCAACAACUGAACCCCUCAUUGCUGCGCAGACAUCAAGUUUGUACCUGCUCAGCGAGCCAUGUAAAAUAUGCCAUGUCAUGCUCUGUGCUUUUCAAGACAACACACACACACCCACACACACACACACACACACACACACACACACACACACACACACACAGACAGACACACCAAUGCUUUUCUCCAAUUUGUCUUUGCGAGGAACAGCUGCCUGAUUCUGUCGCUCAACGUGGGCGAACCAACGACAACAUGUGAACCGAACACACGGUCGCCUCUCACUCCCGCAAAAACUGAACUGCAAAAGGCAAAGACGUGUCACUGCCUGACCUCUGACCUGCAGGGGUCUGUGUGUCGGGCCAAGUUAAUACCUCAGUUUCUCAUUCUUCUUAGGGACUGUAUACAUUUGUAAAGGAAUGUAACUGUAAAGAAAAAAUCAACAAAGGUGUUAAUCUGUUGUCCCUGUUUUUUCUUUAAUAGUGGAUGUGUUUCCUGUACGUUCUCAAACAAGACCAUAUUUAUUUGUAUUUUCCCCCUUUGAAGGGGAAUGGGGGAAAAAUUUCAAAUGGUGCAAAAUAUCUGGUAUGAUUGUCCUGAUAAAUCUUGUAUGCGCUGGGAGGCUGGUUUAUUAGGCAACCACCAAUGAGAUUUUAUAAAUCUUUAGUCAGUGCUUUAUAUAAUAAGCCAUAGGAGAGACUGACAGUAUGGAGGGUUAAAGUGCCACAAUUUCAUAUGUGAAUUAUUAAAUAAUUAUUUCUUUAUGUCAGAUGUUAAAUGAAAAUAGAAAUAAACAGAUUAAAUAAAUCUAUUCUUAAUUUUUUAUGGGUUAAUAAUAGAUUAAUUAAAGACAAAUAAUUGUUUUGGUUUCUCAUUCUAACUUUGUAUUGAUACAGUUAGGUCAUGAUUACUUUUUUAAUUACAGGCUCUUUCAAAGAUAUGGACGGUAAUUCAGUGGGCGGGGCUAACUGUUAUAGUUAAAGGUGAUUCAUCUCUGAAUUCAUGUUCAGGUUCUGAUGUUUGGGUCAGAACCUGCCAGAGUGACAGUUCAAAUGAUUACGUGGCACACUACAAAUAAAUAACAAUAUAAUUAUGCAUUAUUUUGACAUACAAUAAGUUCAAAUUUUUAAUUAUGAAAGCCAACACUUAGAUAUUUUAUUAUUAUUGACAUGUUUAAAAACUAUGGAUAGAUUUAUUUAUUUGUUUAUUUAUUCCAAUUUUAUUUAAAUUCUAUCUUAUUUAAAUUGUUUGAUUUAUAUGUAUUUAUAAUAAACAAAUAUUUAUACUUGUAAUUUAUUUGAUUGUUGCACUUUGGGCCCCUCUAUAUGGAGGUCAAAGGUGCCACAAUGUAAUAUGUGAAUAUUUAAAUCAAUAUUUAUUUAUGUUAAAUAUGUUAUACAAAAUUGGAAAUGCAUACAAAUAAAUCAAUUUAUUCAUAGUUAUUUAAAUGUUUCAAAAAUAUAUUAGAUACCUGUUUAAAUUAAAAACAAACAAUCAUUUGUUUUCUCAUAUUAAAAUUUUUUUGUAACAUGUUAUGGUGAUUAUUUGAUGAUUCAUUUAUUUUUAGUUACAGACACUGAAGGUCAGUCAGUGGGUGGAAAUAACCACAGUUUAUAUUAUUUCACAGAACAAUCCAAUAAAAACUGAAAAAUUUAUGUGUGUAUAUAUAUAUAUAUAUAUAUAUAUAUUCUUUUUUUUUUUAAGUCAAUUGUUUCAAUUAUUGAUUCCCACAUUUAACUAUUUAAUAACCUCUUGACUCAUUUAAAUAAUAAUGAAUAGAUUUGUUUAUUUAACAUAUUUAUUAUCAGUUUUCUUUAAGUUUGGACAAAUAUAAAUAAUUAUCUAAAUUAUCCUACAUAUUAAUUGAAUUGUGGGACAUUUUCGCCCUUCAUAUAACUGAUGACGACGGACGCAGAGGGAGGGAAGGUGCUUAUUGAAGGUUUAAAACCUGCAGAAAUGACUUUGAGGAAAUGUGUGAGUGCGUGGAUGUUUGAUGAAUUUAAUUUGUUCCUGUCUGUGAACCUUUGGACUGUUUCAGAUGUUAUCAUGUACCUUUUUUUUGACUUCCUGUUUAUUUCAUAGUCAAUGCAGCGUUUUUGCAAGUGUCUACACCUCCAGGUCGCCCCUUCCCCCUGCGGCCUGCAGAUGUCUCACUGCAGCUCCGCUAAUAACAAAUUACGGACGAGGUUUCUGUCAUGAUUCAAGCUUCUGGAUAGCAAUUACAUGUAUUCAAUGCUACUUUCUAUUUGUCAGUCUUUCAGUCAAUAAUUGAGUCCAAAGGCUGCCUGAGGGGAUUUUUGAGGGCUGGUCUUGACAGUCAGCAGUGCUCAGCAUUUGCUUCUGCCUGAAACGGUCAGCAGUGACAGAAGCUUCUCAUUAAAACAGGGGGAUGACUAUAAAGUAGCUACAAAAAGCCAUUUUCAGAUCAAUUUUAACAAGAAGAUAUCUGCCAAUAUUUGGCAGUCAUGUAUAUUUGAUGGAAACUUGUGCAUAUCAGGAAAUAUUACACUAAUGCUUAGCAUAGUCAGGUCUGCUGGUGAAUAAUGCAUACAUACCCUGUUAGCCUGUAAUGAAGAUGAAAGAGGAGGCCUCAGAGAGGUUAAUGUGUCUCUUUAAUUUAAGAUUCAUAGGAAAUUAGAAGGUUUGGGGCAGUAAAAGGGCUAGUAAAUGGAUUUGCUUUGGUGGAGCACAUUAACUGUGAAUUCAACCCCUCCUGGAAUAAAGGCCUUUUAGUAGUUGUUGCCCUUAAAAUUGGAAAUUAAGAACUGCUUGAGUUUCAGCUGCAGAUGGAUAAAUGAGAACCUGAUUGGAGACAGAUCUGUGACAGAGAGAUGCUUGAAACAGCAGACAAAAAUGUUAAGAUUCUGUUUUAAGUAUCAGUGGGGUUGUGUGGGGCACUUACUUGUAGUCAGUAUUCUACCUGCAGUAGACAAGCAUUUAAUGUGAACUUUGACCAGGUUCAGAUCUGAUGCUAACUGCUAAAUACAGGUGUCAGUUCAUGCUAAACGUUCUAAGGACGCUUUGUGUCCUUUCUGUCUGCUUUAGCUUAGCAGUCCUGAGACAAAGGAACAGGACAACCCACUGAUCACAUGAUUCGCUCGUGACUCAUCGCUGGCUCAUGUACAAACCAUGCACUAUAGAAGUUCAGGUUUUUAGAUGGCAGAAAUGACCUUGCUUUAAGUGGUUGCCGCACUGAUGAAAAUUUCCUGAUUCUGCAAACUGACUGCGGUCUACUGCAGGGAAGCUAAUAGUCCACACAUCGAAACCGUUCCUUUAAUGACAAAUGUUAUCAUGUUAGUUGUUGUUUGGAGGCAUAUUUACCUAAAGUACAGUGAAAGGGGCUGAGUCAUUAGUUCAUAGACAGUUAUUCAGCAGAUCUGUCCUAUUUUUGUUAUCUUUUUAAACUGUUUUGUAAAAACUCUGAAACAUUUGUGCUGCUUUCAGAAUGCAUAAUAACCUAACAGCAUGACCUUUAUUUCUUGGCUGUUCUAGAUUUACAUUGUUAGAAGCAGACUUUUUGUUGCUGUUUGUAAACAGUUAAUAUCUGUAUUUUAUUUCCAGAUGCCAAGCCACUGUCCUAAUGUGUCUAAUGCCUUGUUGUAUAAAAGCCCAGGACUAAGCAGAGUCCAAGACUGCUUUGUGGUUUGCUGUGUGAUACGUUCUCUGUGGUCCUGUACAGAACAAGCCGUAGUGCUAACAUCUGUAGCUGCUCUGUGCCAACAAGCUCAGCCAGGUUGCCUUUUCUCAGUGUUUCGUUCUUAGAUUUAGGUAACUCUCAGUGCAGGACUGUAGCUCCUAAAAUCAAAUGCAUUUGUAAACAAGAGACAUUUUUUUCAAAGGGCACCAAAAUAUGCUGAAUUUUAGCUUCGUUUCCCACAUUUGUCUGGAUCAGGGAUCUCCAGCCACAGUCCUCCAGAGGUACUAUCCUGCAGCUUUGAGAUGCAUGCCCACUACAGCACAUCUGAAUCAAAUGAGUUUCUCGUUACCAGGCCUUGAUUACAUGCCGAAGAGGUAAUUCCAUCAUUGGAUUCAGCUGUGUUGGAGCUGGUUGCAAGGCUGUAGCUCUUGAUGACUGGAGUUGGAGACCUCUGGUCUGGAUAAUAUUACCAAAAUAUGUACCACAGAAUCUCAUUUAGAUAUAUUCUGGAUCUUAAACUCAGUUUCAGUGUAAAACAAGCAAAUCUUGUUCAUCAGAAAAGGUUUUCUGCUUUGCAACAUCUUCUUUUUCCAGUUUCUGGCUUUGCUGCAGAUUAUUCAUGCGUUCACAACAACUGAGCAACUCUUGGCCAUGUAGAAAACCUUGCAGGUGAUUUCUUAAAAUGAGAUUAGACAGGCAGUGCUGCUGUGGUAGUUUUUCAUGAGCUGCUUUCUUGUAUUGAUAAAAUGGUGCCAAGCUUACGAGGCUCAAUCUCUCAGACCAGAGAAGAGAUUGUGCCAAAACAGCGUUUACACAAAAAAAAAAAAGAAGCAGAAGAAGAAGAAGUUAUUUUUCUCUGGGUCAAGAUAAAAGUACCAGAAAACUAAAUUUACAUGUGGAUAAUUUAUAUCCAGGUCCUCAAGAAUUACUUCACAAACUAUUGUACUUUUUAAAUGUUCUGAAUGGAACCAUUUUAUAUUGUAUAUAUAUGAAUAUAUUUUGUUUUAUUUUGUACUGUUCAAUGUACUUUUGCUUUACUUUAGAAACAAUAUAAAUAAAGAAUAAUACUGUGGCCA
Molecule: messenger RNA, 7464 nt
Organism: Girardinichthys multiradiatus
Lineage: Eukaryota; Metazoa; Chordata; Actinopteri; Cyprinodontiformes; Goodeidae
Gene: rhbdl1
Product: rhomboid, veinlet-like 1 (Drosophila)
Exons: 9
Coding region: 537-1622 (361 amino acids)
Cellular component (GO): membrane
Molecular function (GO): serine-type endopeptidase activity
Source: RefSeq, a predicted model, not a curated record